GCUUCCAUUGACUUCCAUUCAUUUUAAACCCUUUCUAUGACCUAAUCCUGACCCUAAUCUAAAUUUAAUUGACAUUUUAGUGCCAAACCUAAUCCCUGGUCCAGAAAAAAAGUGAGGACCAAAAAAAAUAAAUAAAUCCUCACUUCACAUCAAAGUCCUGACUUUACUAGGAAAAUGCGCAAACAAAUGUUCCAAGUACAAGUGGGGACACGGGCGCCCCCUACUGACGUCUGAGCGCAAACCCUGGGGACGGGUGGGGAAACAGCCACCGUGCUCCUGCGCGUAUUCCUUGCCAGCUCUGCUGCCUUGUUGAAGGAAAGAAGAAGGAGGCACCGAUGCCCCCAGACCGCCUCUCCCACGUCGGCCUGGCCCUGCUCCCGUCUUCAGGCCUUCUGCGCUGAGAGAAUGAAAGGAUGGCGGAGCGGCGCUCUGGCGGGGACCGCGAAGUGCUGACGGAUGCUGCAGCUGCCGUUCGCCGGGAUGACCACAAGCACCAUGACGCGAUGAAUUCGCCGGAGGAUCUGUCUCUGGAGGAGAUCCUGAGGCUCUACAGCCAGCCCAUCAACGAGGAGCAGGCAUGGGCGGUGUGCUACCAGUGCUGCCGGACGCUGGCGAAGGCGCACCGGGCCGAAGGGAGCCCCGCUGCCACCGGAGCAUCCUCCGCGGAGGAGCCGCGGAGGAUCUCGGGUCCGGAGGAUGUCAGGAUACAGAGAGACGGCUCGGUGAGGAUGGAUCACCGCGGCGGUGAAGGUAAAGACAGCCCUUGCACAACACCUGAGGUUAUUGAGUCUCUGGGCAUCAUGAUCUACAAGGCUCUGGACUAUGGCCUGAAGGAAAACGAGGAACGAGAACUUAGUCCUCCGCUGGAGCAGCUCAUCGAUCUCAUGACCAACUCGGCCGAGGCUGAGAAGGAAGCCUGCCUUGACGAAGGCUAUGAGGCCACAGAAGAGGAGGACGAAAGAGAAUAUGACCCUAAGACCAUCUCCAGUGUUCACAGUUACAGAGACAUCCUGAAGCUGUGUACGGCUCAUCUUCCCAGUGUGUCGGAUGGGCCCAGUCACUACCAGGCAGUGUGCCGAGCUCUGUACACGGAAACCAGGGAGCUCCGCACCUUUCUGCAGAAGAUCAAGAGUGCCAAAGAGAACCUCAGAAAGAUGGAGAAGGAGACCUCAGAGGAGCCGGGGCGAGACCUGAACGAGCUGCAGAACGCUGACUGGGCUCGGUUCUGGGUCCAGGUCAUGAGGGACCUUCGUGAAGGAGUCAAGCUGAAGAAGGUGCAAGAGCGUCAGUACAAUCCUCUGCCCAUAGAGUACCAGCUCACUCCGUACGAGAUGCUCAUGGAUGACAUCCGGUCCAAACGCUACAAGCUGCGCAAAGUCAUGGUCAAUGCAGACAUCCCUCCGAGGUUAAAGAAAAGUGCUCAUGAAGUUAUCCUGGAGUUCAUCAGGUCCAGACCACCACUUAAUCCUGUGUCGGCUCGUAAGCUGAAGCCUCAGGCUCAGCCCCCUCCCACCCUGCAUGAGCGGAUCCUGGAGGAGAUCAAAGCCGAGAGGAAACUUCGACCAGUGUCCCCCGACCAGAUCCGCAGAGGAAGGCUGGCAAUUCGGCCACUUAGCAUGUCUCACAGUUUUGACGCGUCAGGAGGAGUUUUGUUUCCCUGUGGAGUGUCUGUCUCUGACAGUUGAGGAAGUGAUGCACAUCAGACAGGUGCUGGUGAAAGCAGAGCUGGAGAAAUUCCAGCAGUACAGAGACGUCUACAAUGCCAUGAAGAAGGGGAAGCUUUGCUUCUGCUGUCGAACCAAAAGGUUUUCCUUUUUCACCUGGUCCUAUACCUGCCAGUUCUGCAAAAAGCCUGUGUGCUCACAGUGCUGCAAAAAGAUGAGGCUUCCAUCGAAACCUUACUCCAGCCUGCCUAUCUACUCCAUUGGCUCUACCAACACCCUGCCCAGAGACAGAAUAAGUGCCAUGGCUGCUGCAGGACAAGGAUUCUCUGAGGCUGGGGGGCCGGGGCCCUCGACGGAAGCGGGAGGGGCUGCUCCAUCCCCACCUUUGAAAGGAGCUACCAAAGCAGCAUCUAAAGGAGCUGGAAAAACCACAGGAGCAGCAGCAGCUGCCAAGGCUGACAAGCCGGCCGGGAGCCAACAGCGCCACAGCAUUCAGAAGACCAUGUCCAAGCUGUCGAAACAUGGCUCCUUAAAGUCUCACGAAGAACUGGAGCUCCCGCCAGAGCUCACAGAGGACUGGGCCACCAUGGAGGUGUGCGUGGACUGCAAGAAGUUCAUCUCUGACAUAAUCGCCUCCAGCAAGCACAGCCUGUCGCUGGCCACCAAGAGGGCUCGCUUAAAACGCAAGACGCAGUCCUUCUACAUGUCCUCGCCUAAAGGAGCAGAGGGCUACAGACCCUCUGAACGAACAAUCAAUGAAAUCUAAAAGUGCUCGUGCUUACCGGGUGACGGAGAACUGUCAGAGUGACUCAUAUGACCGUUCAGAGACUGAGUGGUUUUCCUUUCCUCCUCGUCCUGCUCAGCUCCUCCAGACGUCCGCAUGUUGCAGGGCCUCAAGUCUCUUUGAGUUCUUUUCCGUGUCUGAAUCGUAUAUUUCUCCGCCCACAAGCAGUUGACUUAAAUAGGACAAAUAUCCUGAAAGUCAAUGUGGACUGACGUCUCACCAUUGAUAGCACAACUGUGUCGCCCAGAUAAACUCAAGAUUCCUUUUAAAGCACAAAACGGAGGAGAAAUUCUCUUUUAAACAGAGAGAGAGAAAGAGAGAUGCUCAAGAAAACAUAAAGCUGUAUAUUUUAUAUGGGUUAUAAUUUAGUUUUUUACAUGUAUGUCUGGGUGUAUGCGUGUGGUCUGUAAAGGAUUGCUUCCGAAAAAAAAGAAAUACCACCUCCUGUUUUGGAUUUUGCUGAUAACGCUCAGGGAGAUGUAUCCCCACUGCUGCUAUCAGCCCACCUGACAACGUUGUUCCGCUUUUCUGGAGAAAAUGCAAGCGGUUUUCUUCUGAACAGUUUUUCUGUCAAAAUGAGCACCGGACAGCACCCGUCUUCUGCUUUAGAUAUUAAGUUGUGCCAAAUAACACUUUGGUUUACCAGGGAGUCACCCAAAGAAAACCUUCGUUCCUGGGGGACUGUUGCCACGGUAUCACUGCUAACCCCGAGACAAAGCCUACAAUCAAUCCAUCCAGUCAUUGUCUUCUGCUUAUUUGAGAUAGGGUCAUGGAGACAACAGGUAACCCAGACAUCCCUUAGCACUGCAACACUGUCCAAGGGGUAAUAUCUCUUGUGAAGAGACUCUUUCCAGUUAGAAGACGUCCCACAAAAAAAGCCUUCUAUGGAGAUCCCAAGCAAAGAUUUUUAUCAAAGGCCGGAAACACCUGCGCAUACUCUUUCUUAUGCGGAGGAGGAUCAGCUGUACUCUGAGCCGUGAUGAUGGAGCUCCUCAGCAUAUCGCUAUAACAUUACACACAUCCAGGAAAAUCAUCUCACCCGCUUUAAUCUGGGGGUGUUUGUCUUUGCCAUGACCUUCGUUUACGGCAUAUUCCUAAAGCCCAGUAACUCACUGAAGCUGAGUUUUUCUCCAUUUUAGCUUGAAUCGGCCCAGCUUUAAGGUUUACACUAGAUUCCCAUUCUUAUUUUAUUUUUGUUGUGAAUGAGAGGCUUGAUUUUAAAAUGGUCCCUAUUUUUACAUAACGGCACACAUGAUCUUGCCGGAGGCUGGUGAGCGCCACGCAGAGCCGCACCAGUGCUGCAGUUCUGGAAGCGGAUGCAAACGAAAAUCUGCGAUUGUUUGUUUCUUAACUUGGAUCUGUCUAUUAAAACGUGCGCAUUUUUGCAUAUUCUUAAUUGUCAAUUGACACGAAUCAACGUAUGGUACAUGUAACCGAUUUACUUUUCUUCAUAUUAACUUGUGUUAGAAUGUUUGCAUCAUGUAAAAGGUUAGUCAUAAUAAAAUGCCUCAUGUACAGACAACGACACCCAGCUCACUGUAUAGGCAGCGAAUAGUUAACAGGUUUUAUACACACAACAUAACUUUGAAAUGCCUUUAUGAUUUCUAAUAAUCAUCCAGAGCCUACCUGGAAGGGAGUAAUGUCUGCCUUCGCACCUGGACGUGUUCCUCAUCUACAUGAUAUAUUUCUGCCUUACAAGCUGCCUUUUCAUGAUCAUUCAUUCGUUGAAUAGUCAUCCAGCGUUGGUGUACAUACUUUGCUUGUGGUGGUUUGUGCGUCUGUAGGUCAGGUGGUUGUUGUCUCGGCGAAGACGGCGCUGACAGUGACACAGGUGUAGGGCCGCACAUGAGAGAGGAAAUCCCUGCUGCUACGGCGUGGGCGAGGUAAACGUAAAGGGGACUUCACAGUGUGGCAGGCAGCAACAUGCAUGUUCUACGGUGUAGCUUGUUCCCCAGGUCUGUAUUACCUUUAAUAUGUAACUACCUGCAGAGAUUGCAGCAAACAAUGACAAUAAACUGUACUGCAAUACCC
Fundulus heteroclitus (mummichog) is the source of this 4479-nucleotide messenger RNA. It is a transcript of the gene spire1b, whose product is annotated as spire-type actin nucleation factor 1b. Gene Ontology annotation, molecular function: actin binding. NCBI's taxonomy places the organism in Eukaryota, Metazoa, Chordata, Actinopteri, Cyprinodontiformes, Fundulidae. The record is from RefSeq and is a predicted model, not a curated record. Gene Ontology annotation, cellular component: cell cortex; cytoplasmic vesicle membrane. Gene Ontology annotation, biological process: polar body extrusion after meiotic divisions; intracellular transport; actin nucleation.